AUGCAAGGAGUUUGGGGCAGUUUUCGGCUGGUCAGCGUGCUGGCAACAAGGCUGUCGCUGCUCGCGCCGCCGCCCAGCGCCGGCAGGCCGGCGUCGCUGCUGCACUGCGCCGGCCUAUGCCUGCAGGACGAGCGCUGCGGUGGCGUUGCGUGGCUAGACACAGACCCGCAGCCUUGCAGGUUCGUCGUGGACUCAACAGUGCCGGGAGCCACGGCAACGCUGGUGCCCUCAGCCUACGCGAUUCUCAGCCUCGACAGCAGCGCGACUGUCGUUGAAUUUCCGUCUCCUGUAUAUUCCUGGCAAGAGACAAGAGACUUCUGCAGCAGUCUCGGUUUGAAGCAGAUUUCGUACCCAGUUACCGACAAGGAAAAAGCAGCGAUGAGCAUCAGGAGGCGAAGCCGAAUUUUCAUUGAUUUGCAGCGUCAAGGCAACGGAUGGUACACUUCGGUCUCCUCCAGCCAAGUGCUGCUGCCCCCCGACUACCCCUUCCCGUGGGAUAGUACCAACCCUUCCUACGGCACCCAGACGUGCUUGGUUAUUUACGGAUAUCCAUUCCAAGUCUACGACUUUGAAUGCAAUCUUGUUGAUAGUGUUCCCUACGCUGUCAUAUGCCUUGUUUAAAAGAAAAACAGGUAUUCCCCUCCUUCUGAAGCAAUUAAUUUAUGAAUAAUUAAGCAUGGCAUUGAAUUGAGUGUGAACACAGAGUGAUGCAUACAUGAGAUGAAAUUUUGCUGUGAAAUGAAUCAUUCAUGCCAAGAGUUUCAGUCGUUAUACUUGGACUGCUCGAGAUGUUGGCAACACAUAUUUGCACAAUGCACAGUAUCCAAUUACGUUUAGAGAAAGAAAAAUCACUAGUAUAUAAGAAUAUUUCAAUUAUUUUACAGUAAAUAUCUCAUAAUUGAGUAUUCGCAUUCGAAAAAUAGAAAGUCACCAUGCAUUGGCCUCUUUACCAAAAAAUAAAAAAAAUACGCGCUCGGAAACAAACAACGUUUUGAAAUGAAACUGUUAAAUCAAUAUAUAGCUUAUAAUUCUUAUAUAAUAAGGAUAUAGUCAGGAGCAUGAU
This is a messenger RNA of Hyalella azteca, 1063 nucleotides long. RefSeq lists its product as uncharacterized. Lineage: Eukaryota; Metazoa; Arthropoda; Malacostraca; Amphipoda; Hyalellidae. The transcript is spliced from 4 exons. The record is from RefSeq and is a predicted model, not a curated record. The coding region runs from base 1 to 621 and encodes 206 amino acids.